GCUAGAAGUCGCCGGUGGUUUUCUGUGGUCGGGCAGAGCUGGACCCCAGCGGAACUCCUGUCUGUGGUACUGGCAGUCUCUGUGGCGAUGCUGGGGCUGAACGGGCUGCUGAGACCAACCUCUUCCUCCGCGGCCGGCGGCCGGCCCCGCGCCGACAUGGACGAGCAGUUCCAGCCCGUGAGUGCGGCACGGAUCGGAUCGGAUCGGCCCGGGGGCUGUCGCUGCCUGGUCCCGGCCCCGGAGCUGGGCAGGGGGCAGUGCCCGACCCCGCGGGUGGGCUGGGAGUGCCUGGAUGGGAUUGACUAUGAUGACUUAAGUUUUGGCUCCCACAUGGUGGAGCAGAAGGAGCCCGUGAUAGAGACAGUGGAAGGUCCCUACCUUGUCAUUAUUGAGCAGCCAAAGCAGCGGGGUUUCCGAUUUCGGUACGGCUGCGAGGGCCCUUCCCAUGGGGGGCUGCCGGGAGCAUCCAGUGAGAAGGGGCGCAAGACCUAUCCCACUGUCAAGAUCUGUAACUACACAGGGAUGGCCCGGAUCGAGGUAGACCUGGUGACGCACAGUGACCCUCCCCGUGUACAUGCUCACAGCCUGGUGGGCAAGCAGUGCAACGAGGCUGGCAACUGUGUCACAAUCGUGGGACCCAAGGACAUGACUGCUCAGUUCAGCAACCUGGGUGUGCUCCAUGUCACCAAGAAGAAUAUGAUGGAGAUCAUGAAGGAAAAGCUGAAGCAGCAGAAGAUGCGCAACAGGAGCCGUCUGCUGACGGAAGUGGAGCUGCGUGAGAUCGAGCUGGAGGCAAAGGAGCUGAAGAAGGUGAUGGACCUGAGCAUUGUGCGGUUGCGCUUCACCGCCUACCUCCGUGACAGCAGUGGGAACUUCACGCUGGCUCUCCAGCCUGUCAUCUCAGACCCCAUCCAUGACAGCAAGUCCCCUGGAGCUUCCAACCUGAAGAUCUCACGGAUGGAUAAGACAGCAGGCUCCGUGCGGGGAGGAGAUGAAGUCUACUUGCUGUGUGAUAAAGUUCAGAAAGAUGACAUCGAGGUGCGUUUCUACGAGGAUGAUGAGAACGGCUGGCAGGCCUUUGGUGACUUUUCUCCUACAGAUGUGCACAAGCAGUAUGCCAUUGUCUUCCGCACACCCCCCUACCACAAGCCCAAGAUCGACCGUCCUGUCACCGUCUUCCUGCAGCUGAAGCGGAAGCGGGGAGGGGACGUGAGCGAUUCCAAGCAGUUCACCUACUACCCAGUGGUGGAAGAUAAGGAAGAAGUGGAGAGGAAGCGCAAGAAAGUCCUGCCUCAGUUUCCUCAGCACUUUGGCGGUGGCUCACACAUGGGGGGGGCUGGUGGUGGGGCCGGGGGCUUUGGCUCUGGAGGAGGUGGGAGCCUCAGCUUCCCGUACUCCUCUGGGCUGACCUACAACAGCAUCUACUCUCCCGGCCCCCACCCAGUGGGGAGCUACCAGGGGGGUGUGCAGAUGAAGGGCCCCGAGGCAGAGGGGCCUGAGAGCGACAGGCAGGCACCUGCAGAAGAAAGCACAUACUGCAAGGAGCUGCAGAAGCACGCCCAGCUGUGCCAGCUGUGGAUGCUGGCGUUAGCCCGGCGCAAUGCCCAUGCCCUGCUCGACUACUCGGUCACCGCCGACCCCCGCAUGCUGCUGGCAGUCCAGAGGCACCUGGCUGCAUCACAGGAUGAGAACGGAGACACGCCUUUGCACCUCGCUAUAAUCCAUGAGCAGACAGCUGUGAUCAAGCAGCUGAUCGACGUCAUUGUUAGCAUCCCCAGCCAGCAGAUCAUCAACAUCUCCAAUAACCUGCAACAGACACCACUGCAUCUGGCAGUCAUCACCAAGCAGCCCCAAGUGGUCCAGCUCCUGCUGCAAGCCCGCGCCGACCCAACCUUGCUGGACCGCUACGGCAAUUCCCUGCUGCACCUGGCACUGCAGGCUGGUGAUGAAGAGAUGCUGAGGACACUGCUGGCUCACCUGGGCUCAGCUGCCCCUUACCUGCUCUGCCUGCCCAAUUUCCAUGGCCUCCUGCCUGUGCAUUUGGCUGUGAAGGCAAAGAGUUUGGCUUGCCUGGACCUGCUGGUCAGGACGGGAGCAGAUGUGAAUGCAGUGGAGAGGCAAAGUGGGAGGACCCCACUGCACCUGGCUGUGGAGAUGGAGAACCUGAACAUGGCCACCCACCUGGUGAAGAAGCUGGGAGCAGACAUCAACAGCCGGACUUUCGCCGGGAACACCCCCCUGCACUUGGCUGCUGGCCUGGGCUCCCCCACCCUCACCAAACUGCUCCUUAAAGCUGGGGCAGAUGUUCUGUGUGAGAAUGAUGAGCCCAUGAGCCUAUCCUCAUCAGAGGCCAGUAGUGACACAGACACUGAUCCUGAGGAGCAGGAGCUGGCCAUGGAUCUGGGGGAGCCAGCCCUGGCUGCAGAACACAGCACCAGCUCCAGGCUUUCCACACAGGGGCAGUGGCAGGCAGGGCACAGGCAGCGCCGCUGCCACACGUCCCUGGACCUGACUCGGAGCCAGAAGGUGCGGGAGAUCCUGCUGCAGGCCUCCCAGCAGGGGCCCGAGGCACAACUGCCCACUGCCCCCCAGCCAGGGAAGGUCCUGUCACUGGACAGUGAGGCACUGCAGGGGCUGGAGCAGCUGCUGAACCAGGACUGCAGUGGGUCAGACUGGAUCGAGCUGGCCAAGCGCCUGGGGCUGUGCAGCCUCGUGGAGACCUACAAGGACACGCCCUCGCCCAGCGCCAGCCUCCUGCGCAGUUACGAGCUGGCAGGUGGCAGCCUGGGGGGACUGCUGGAGGCACUGGACUCCAUGGGGCUCCACAAUGCCGUGAGGAUGCUCCACAAAACCGAGGCACUGGAGAAGCUGCAAAGCACAGAGCUGAAGGAAGACAGUGCCUAUGGCAGUGAGUCCGUGGAAGAGGAGCAGGCACCCACGCUAGCCCUGAAGCCGGGGGGUGAGCUGCCCCCCAGCCAGCAGCCACAGGUGCACUGAGGAGCCAGCCAGCAGCCCCUAUGACCACACAGGGAGCUACACUGCCCUCUGCCUUACCCACACAAGUGCCUUCUGGACUGGGGGUCCAGCUGCCUGGACUCAGGGGGAUGGGAUGCAGCUGGCUCCUGCCCGUCUCUGCUCUUAUUUAAUGGUUUCUCUUCUGAAUAAAAGGACACAGGUUCCAUUAGUCUUCACCCUCCCUCUCUCCAGUCCCAGCAGUGAGGUGGGCACUAAAGCCCCUGAACCCUGCCUGGGUCUCAAGUCUGGCAGCAAGGAGACAGCUGCCAGCCCCUCCUCAGCAUCCCUUGGUGCUGGGGCUGUCCCCAGCCAUGGGGAAGAAACCACAGCACACCCAAGAAGUGAAGAGCAAGUUUUACUUCAGUAACUGAGAGAAGAAGCUGUACAAAGGUUUUUUUUCCCCACCACCCCCCCAAGCCACCUGGGGCAAGGGUGGUUAUGGGUUUGUUUUUUUGUUUUUUUUUUUUUUUUUUUUUUUUU
Passer domesticus (house sparrow) is the source of this 3495-nucleotide messenger RNA. RefSeq names its product nuclear factor kappa B subunit 2 (gene NFKB2). The transcript has 23 exons. The coding region runs from base 88 to 2997 and encodes 969 amino acids. Gene Ontology annotation, biological process: signal transduction; regulation of DNA-templated transcription. The record is from RefSeq and is a predicted model, not a curated record. Gene Ontology annotation, molecular function: DNA-binding transcription factor activity, RNA polymerase II-specific; protein binding; RNA polymerase II cis-regulatory region sequence-specific DNA binding. NCBI's taxonomy places the organism in Eukaryota, Metazoa, Chordata, Aves, Passeriformes, Passeridae. Gene Ontology annotation, cellular component: cytoplasm.